AUGUCUUCCCUGAACCCAGAGCAACCUCCAUAUCCUGCUUCUGAACCUUCCUCUCCCGAGUUUACCUUCGUGCCCACCCAGCAGCAUGUGCAGCAGCAUGGUCAGCAACAAGUUACGAAGCCUACACUCCACCAAGAGUCAGCACCACCAUUUGUUGUUCCGCAAUUCAAUAUCCAGAAGGUGCAAACUACAACAUUCCCGCCGGUUAAACAAGAUGUAGGUUCGUCGCCCCCAAAACAUAACCACCAACCGCUUUCUUCGCCCUAUUUUUCAAAUCAACUCGAUAACUCAUCCAGGUCGCGCCCGAACUCGCUUUCAAGCAGUUCGUAUAUGGACCAUCGUAGAUUGACCACGGCAUCUCGAAAUUCGGUUUCGUCCACAGGUUCAGCCGUCUCUACUGUCAACACAUUGUACUCGGCAGGAGAUUUUGAAACUGACAUCGAGGUGAACCAAGCAGUUGCAUAUGUCCAGGACCAAACAAAACCACAAGAAGUACCGUCUUUAGUAUCGGUUCCUCCUGCUAGCAAUGAAGUAGAUGCUCCGCUCCCAUCUACAGAUGAACGUAAGAGAGAAAGAUUGAAACAACUAUUCAAAUCUUCCAAGGCCAAAGCUUCAGACACGCCUCACGAGAAUAUAGAGCAGGAUUUUUUCAGCAACUGCACCAACACAUUGAACGAGAAUGUCUACAAAGGAUCCACAAAGGGUACAUUGAAUCUUGACUAUGAUCGCAUUAUGGAGACUUAUUUAUUUGGAGGUACUAUUGAUAGUAUAUUCUCACUUGGAUCUCUCAGUAAAAUCGAAAAGAAUAAUGUCUUGAUGAAUUAUUUAUUGAAUAGCCAUUUGGAAACUGGAGUAGUGAAUUUCUCCAUCAAUAGAAUGCCCUCCCACAUUUUCGUUACAGAUAAUGAAAAAUUUCAACUCUUAUCAUCAGUUUUAACUCAGUUGGACGAGUUCAAUGAGAUAUUGAAUCAAUACAAGUCACAGCUUGACAAAAAUAAGAAAUCCACCAAAUUUAACUCGAAAGACACAUUUAAGAAAUUGGAGUAUUUUGCUAAUUUACAGGGGUUCACUAUCCCAAUGGCACAGUCUAUGUUCGGGAUCUGGCUAUUGACUUAUGCCAAAGGAGGAUUAGAUUCCACUUAUAAUGAUGUCAGAAUCAUGAAUCAAUUCAGAAAGUCUGCAAGAAUGUCCUUGAUUCUUAGGAAAUUGGUAGCGGCAGAUUAUUUCAAUAACGUAUUAGAAAUAGGUGAUGAGCAAGGUAAUAACUUUAAUAACUUUGAAAAGAUUGCAGUGGAGAGAUUUUUAAAGAAGGAUAACGAUUUUGCAUUGAGCAUGGCCAUAUUCAGCAUAGGUGAAUAUUAUCAAUUUGUGCAUAGCUAUGACACGGCAGUGAACUACUGGGAGUGCAAUGGGCACCUAACGAGAGAUGUUGAAAGCUGUAAUUUAGCCAUUUGGGGUCUUAGCGAUGGUUUCGGAGGCGGAAAUAAGGUCAAGACGUUAGAGAAGUUAGGCCAUGGGUCAAAGAGGAAUAAAUACAACACUAAAAGAAGAAUCGCGCACUUAACGAGGAUCUUGAGCAAGAACGGAGGAAAUGCAGACUUUGGGACAUCCUGGGUAUGGAAGGAGAAAUACGAUUGA
Molecule: messenger RNA, 1638 nt
Organism: Dujonia railenensis
Lineage: Eukaryota; Fungi; Ascomycota; Pichiomycetes; Serinales; Debaryomycetaceae
Source: the annotation of a GenBank genome assembly